GCUGCACCAUGAACCUGGUACUCUUUCGUCGCUCUCUCUGAUUCCCACGAGAAAGUGCGAGCCGGAACCUCCUAUAUACUUCCGUUUCCGGCCCUCUUUCUUUCUUUCCUUGCCGAUAACGCUGCCGCAAACAUGGUGAACGUUCCUAAGACCCGCCGGACGUUCUGUAAGAAAUGUGGCAAACACCAACCCCAUAAAGUGACACAGUACAAGAAGGGCAAGGAUUCUCUGUAUGCACAGGGAAAGCGGCGGUAUGACAGGAAACAGAGUGGCUACGGUGGGCAGACCAAGCCAAUUUUCAGGAAAAAGGCUAAAACUACAAAGAAGAUUGUGCUGAGGCUUGAGUGUGUUGAGCCUAACUGCAGAUCUAAAAGAAUGCUGGCUAUUAAGAGAUGCAAGCAUUUUGAACUGGGAGGAGAUAAGAAGAGAAAGGGCCAAGUGAUCCAGUUCUAAGCUUCAUCAUUUGUUUUGUUAUGAAGAUAAUAAAAUGUUGAGGUUAUCUUCGCUUAAUUUGGUUGCAUUUGGUGUUCUGGGAAAUUUGUGAUUAUGGUUUAGAGUAUUACAUUUUGACUGAUUGA
This is a messenger RNA of Ictidomys tridecemlineatus (thirteen-lined ground squirrel), 578 nucleotides long. It is a transcript of the gene Rpl36a, whose product is annotated as ribosomal protein L36a. Gene Ontology annotation, cellular component: ribosome. The record is from RefSeq and is a predicted model, not a curated record. Gene Ontology annotation, biological process: translation. Gene Ontology annotation, molecular function: structural constituent of ribosome. NCBI's taxonomy places the organism in Eukaryota, Metazoa, Chordata, Mammalia, Rodentia, Sciuridae.